Messenger RNA from Meloidogyne enterolobii, 1813 nucleotides. NCBI's taxonomy places the organism in Eukaryota, Metazoa, Nematoda, Chromadorea, Rhabditida, Meloidogynidae. The record is from the annotation of a GenBank genome assembly.
AAUUUUUGUUCUCAGAAUUUCUGGAAAUAUGAUGGCUGCAGCGCAACAACACAGGAAAAAGAGAUCCCUGGCAAUCAGAAAAACGGAUGCUAUGAAUCACGCAGAAAGACAAAAUGGAACAGUUUUGGACCAAAUUUGGAUGCAAGGCGAUCCCUCCUCGUUUUUGAAUCUAUCAACAUCAGAAAAUCAAACAAAAUCAGAAAAUCAUCAAAAUUUGGCGGUAAUUGAAGAAGAUGAAAAUUUGAAUUAUUUAGAGAAGGAUCCAUUAAUUGAAAAUAGCGAUGGAAAUAAAACUUUAAAAAUAAAACAAAAACCAGAAGAGAGGGAAAAUGAGAGGAUCCCCCAACAACCGUCGGAAUUUAGGGAAGAGGAAAAUUCUGUUGUUUUGAGACUAAACAUUGGAGGAGUACCUUUUUUUGUUCUUGUUGAAGCUCUUUUGCAUGCUGAUCCAAGUACCUUCCUUACCAAAUUUGUGCAGCUAUCUCAUAGAGCUAAAUUGAAAGUUGCUGAUGCUUUUUUGCUCCCUGAACGUGCCUAUUAUUUCCAAAGAUCACCACUUGCUUUUGAAGCAGUUUUUCAAUACUAUGCUAAUGGAGUUGUGCACAAACCCCCUGAAUUAUGUCCUUCCGCAUUUAGUGCCGAACUUGAAUUUUGGCGUGUGCCAACAAGCUAUAUUGGCGCUUGCUGUUCUGAUUCGGUUUCACCACUUGAACGGCUUCUAGAGUCAAGUAAAGAGGAUAAAGUGGAUGAUACAAGCUUUGAGAAAUUGAGAUUUGGGCAGUUUAGACGAAGAAUGUGGACAUUUUUGGAGAGACCAGGGUCGUCUAUGCAGGUUUUCGAAUUAUCUUCAACAAUGUUUGUUAUGAUAUCAGUUCUUGGCUUAAGUUUUGGAACAAUACCUGAUUUUCAGGUUAUCGAAUACGUCUCUUCUGGAAACCAGACAAUUAUGCUUCCAAACGGAACAGAAAUAAUUCAAGAAGAUAUAGAACCAAUAAGGAUCGAACAUCCAAUAUUUGUAUUUACCGAGCGUGUUUGUAUAGCCUUCUUUACAAUAGAAUAUUUAUUGAGGCUUUUUGCGGCACCGAGAAAAUUGAGAUUUGUUUUGAAACCUCUCAAUUUGGUUGACCUUCUGGCAAUUAUGCCCUUUUAUUUAGAACUUAUGUUGACUUUAAUGGGGGUAGAUGACAAAAAGUUGAGAGAUUUGCGUUGGGCUUUUUUGGUUGUACGUAUUUUGAGGGUAUUAAGGGUUAUUAGAAUAAUUAAACUUGGACGGUUCUCUUCUGGUUUGCAGACUUUUGGAAUGACUUUGCAAAGGAGUCAAAAACAAUUGCAAAUGAUGACUAUUGUAUUGUUAACUGGGGUUGUCUUUUUCUCAACUAUGAUAUACUUUCUUGAGAAAGACGAGAAAGGUUCACCCUUCACCAGCAUUCCAGCUGCUUAUUGGUGGUGUAUUGUUACAAUGACUACUGUCGGGUAUGGAGAUGUUGUGCCAGCAACUACAAUGGGUAAAAUAAUUGCUUCUGCCGCUAUAAUGAGUGGAGUGCUUGUAUUAGCCCUACCCAUCACAAUUAUUGUCGAUAAUUUUAUCAAAGUAGCUCAAGAAGAACAACAAACAGAGCAAUUCAAAGCAGAAUUACUAGCUAUGGAGGAACAAGAAAGACAAUUACAACAAGAGCAAGAACAAAGAAGAUUAAAAUUUAAUCAAUCACAAAAAGAAAUUUUAAUAAAUAAUAGGGAAGAAAAUAGAGGAAAUAAUGAAGAUAACCAAUUAAUUAGUGGAAAACAACCCUUAAUUUUUGUAUCAAAUGCUUAA